AUGACGCACCCCCGGACUCUCAGAGUAGAUUAUGACAAAACUACAAAAGUCUUAUGUGUGGUGGGCUCCGAGCUUAACGUGAAACUGCACAGGAGCGCCCCUCCCAGGUCCAUGUACUUCUCUGUGAAGUGCACUCCCAGUGUUCAGUACAGCAUCAGUCCUCCGUCCCUGGAAACGUCCCACCUCUCUCCCAUCCCUCUCAAUGGAAACUCAGUACUACUCAUCAGCAUGAGCCGUGCCAGCCAGCAUGAAAAUGAUAGCAAGCUGUCAGUCCGUUACUAUGGGAAGGAUAAAGAGGUCUUGGGGAGAGCAGUCCUGCACCUGACAGCACUUGAGAUCUCUCUGGAUGUGGACGCGGACAGAGACGGUAUUGUGGAGAAGAACAACCCCAAUAAGGGAUCCUGGAAAUGGGGUCCUAAUGGGCAUGGAGCUGUUGUUUUGGUCAACUGUGACUCAGAACGGUCCUAUGGGAAGAAACCAGACACCGAGCAGGAUUACAUCUCCAAAGUGUCAGAUCUGAAGGACAUGUCUGUCAUGGUGCUGCGGACCAAAGGCCCUGCCAAGCUCCCAGAGGGCUACAAACUCACCAUGCACAUCUCUCAGGGCGACGCAGAGAGUGUCAGAGUCUUCAGGUCCAGAUCCACUGAAGUUGGGAAUAAUGUCCUAUCAGAUAAACUGUUCAACCACUUUGUGAAGGACUAUCCACUGGUGCUGAGCAGUGAGUCCUUGUCCCAGGAAGUGCCUUAUCUUGGAGGUGUGGAAGAGAUGAACUUUUAUGUGGAGGGCCUCAGGUUUCCUGACAAAGACUUUGAUGGACUCAUCAGCAUCAACCUCAGUCUGUUAGAGCCCAUCAGUUCUGUACUUCCUGAGACGCCUAUUUUCACAGACAAAGUUGUGUUCAGAAUGGCACCCUGGAUCAUGACACCCAACACCCUCCAGCCUGUAGAGGUGUUUGUCUGCAGCACAUCUGAUAACUACCAGUUCUUGAAAGGAAUGAAGAACCUUGUUGCCAGAAGCGGGUACAAACUUAAGAUUUGUCAUGAGUACAUGAACAGAGGAGAUCGCUGGAUGCAGGAUGAGCUGGAAUUUGGUUAUAUCGAAGCACCACAUCACCGGUUCCCUGUUGUUCUGGAUUCACCUCGAGAUGGAGAUCUCAUGGACUUUCCAUAUAAUGAAUUACUGGGACCUGAUUUUGGAUAUGUGACAAGGGUGGCCCAGAGAAAGGAUGUGAGCAGUCUGGACUCAUUUGGUAAUCUGGAAGUUAGUCCUCCCGUCACUGUUAACGGGAAAGACUACCCCCUGGGCAGAAUCAUCAUUGGAGUGGCCUUCCCGACGGCAACCAAAGGACGGAACAUGACCAAAGUAGUUCAAGACUUCCUGUGGGCCCAGAAGGUUCAGGAGCCCAUUGCCUUAUUUUCUGACUGGCUUGUUGUCGGUCACGUAGAUGAAUUCAUGUCUUUUGUUCCUGCACCUGACAGAAAGGGCUUCCGGCUGCUGCUGGCCAGCCCGGAUGCCGGCUACAAACUAUUCAGAGACUUACAGAAAGAUGGUCACGGACAAGCCAAACUGUUCGAGGGUCAGGGAGAUGCAGAACCAGUUACGUUGGAUGAGGUACUUAGUGAUGAAGGUUUCCAAGCUGAAAAUAACUACGUACAGAGCUGCAUCGACUGGAACAGGGAUGUCCUGAAGAGAGAGCUGGGCCUGGACGACGAGGACAUCAUCGACCUGCCAAUCCUCUUUAAGUUAGAGGAGGAUAGGGCAAAUGAAUACAGAGCAGCGGCUUACUACCCUGACAUGGUGAACAUGAUCGUCUUGGGGAAAAACCUUGGCAUCCCAAAGCCCUUUGGCCCCAAGGUGAAUGGACGUUGUGCCCUGGAGACAGAGAUGUGCUCACUGAUGGAGGGCCUGGGCCUCACGUGCACAUUCAUUGACGACUUUGCCUCUUACCACAAGCUGCUGGGCGAGGUCCACUGUGGCUCCAAUGUCCGCAGAGAACCGUUUGACUUCAAGUGGUGGAACCUGGAGAUGUGAC
Molecule: messenger RNA, 2032 nt
Organism: Scomber japonicus (chub mackerel)
Lineage: Eukaryota; Metazoa; Chordata; Actinopteri; Scombriformes; Scombridae
Gene: padi2
Product: peptidyl arginine deiminase, type II
Exons: 16
Coding region: 1-2031 (676 amino acids)
Cellular component (GO): cytoplasm
Molecular function (GO): calcium ion binding; protein-arginine deiminase activity
Source: RefSeq, a predicted model, not a curated record